Molecule: messenger RNA, 2192 nt
Organism: Solanum pennellii
Lineage: Eukaryota; Viridiplantae; Streptophyta; Magnoliopsida; Solanales; Solanaceae
Product: SRSF protein kinase 1-like
Exons: 4
Coding region: 199-1545 (448 amino acids)
Biological process (GO): protein phosphorylation; regulation of mRNA processing; spliceosomal complex assembly
Molecular function (GO): protein kinase activity; ATP binding
Source: RefSeq, a predicted model, not a curated record
AUAGGCAUGGGAAAAAAGAGGAAAAGAGGAAAAAGUGGAGAAAACAUGGUAUACAAGGCCACAUAUAACCCCGCAAUAACGCACUGUCCCAUUCAUUCUUUGCUUCCAUAAAGCUUUUUCCUCGACAUUUUCCACUUUGCUUCUUCUCUAAUCCAAUUCUUUUGUAGAUCACACUCUGCGAAUCACCUCUGAUCCAUCAUGUCAGGUUCACCGUCCUCAUCGUCGGCAUCCGAAGAUGAAGAUGAAGGAAUCGAUUCGUACAGAAAAGGAGGAUAUCAUGCCGUCAGAAUCGGUGAUUCAUUUUCCGGUGGACGAUAUAUCGCUCAGAGAAAACUUGGCUGGGGAGAAUUCUCUACCGUUUGGCUCGCUUAUGAUACUCGAUCAUCCGAAUUUGUAGCUUUGAAGAUCCAGAAAAGUGCACCACAAUUUGCUCAAGCUGCUCUUCACGAAAUUGAAGUCCUUUCUGCUAUUGCCGACGGUGAUACCUCUAAUAGUAAAUAUGUUGUUAGACUUAUUGACCAUUUUAAGCAUACAGGACCAAAUGGACAGCAUUCAUGCAUGGUCCUUGAAUUUCUUGGUGACAGCUUAUUGCGUCUCGUCAAAUAUAAUCGUUAUAAAGGCCUUGAGCUGGACAAAGUUAGGGAAAUAUGCAAGUGCAUUCUAAUUGGUCUAGAUUAUUUGCACAGGGAACUUGGAAUUAUUCAUACAGACCUAAAACUUGAAAAUGUUCUUUUACUUUCCACGAUAAAUGCCACAAAGGAUCCAAUUAGAUCGGGAACACCGCCCAUACUUGAAAGGCCUGAAGGGAUCCCAAAUGGAGGAGCAACUAUGAAUAUUAUUGAGAAAAAGCUAAAACAAAGGGCAAGGAGGGCAGCAGCCAGGAUAUCCGGUAGACGGUCUUCAAUGGGUGGGGUAGGAGGAGGUGCGAAAACAAAUAGAAGUCUCGAUGGUAUUGACUUGAAGUGCAAGGUUGUGGAUUUUGGAAGUGCAUGCUGGGCUGACAAGCAGUUUGCACAAGAAAUUCAGACACGACAGUAUAGAUCUCCAGAAGUUAUACUUCAGUCUGGAUAUUCAUUCUCUGCCGACAUGUGGUCUUUUGCUUGUAUUGCGUUUGAGCUUGCCACUGGCGAGAUGAUGUUCACACCCAAAGGUGGACAAGGUUUCAGUGAAGAUGAGGAUCACCUUGCUAUGAUGAUGGAGCUUCUAGGAAAGAUACCUCGGAAGAUAGCCAAUGGUGGGGCUCGAUCUAAAGAUUACUUUGACAGAUAUGGAGAUUUGAAGAGGAUCCGGAGGCUGAAGUAUGGGACUUUAGAAAAGUUACUUAUCGACAAGUUCAGGUUUUCUGAAAUUGAUGCUCUUGAAUUUGCCAAAUUUCUUUGUCCCCUUCUUGAUUUUGAGCCCGAGAAUCGACCAACUGCUCAGCAGUGCUUGCAACACCCAUGGCUCAACAUUAAAGGUCAAAACCAAACAGAGGUGAAGAGUGAAUCUGGUAUGGAAAAGGUUAAUGUUGGGAUGAGAAACCUACAAGUGAAGGCCGGUAAGUGAUGUAUGAAUGAAUGGUUGGUCUUCUCACUGCAGCACCGCUCCAUUGCCCUCUCUCCCCCGUAUCAGAUUACUUGUGAAUUAAUUUUGGAUUGUGUUUAAGAUUUAAUUAGAUUCAAGUCAUUGGUAGACUUAGAUGUAUUAUUUUGAUUGAUUAUCACGAGGAAACGACCUCCAAAAGGAGAAAUUGGCAUUAGUCCCUGAAAUAUCCCUAGGUGAAGCUUCCACUUGAUUUAAUGAUGUUGACAUUCACAAAAGAAACUAUCCUUCAUUCCGCUAACAAAUAAGUUGGCCCAUGUUCUAUUGAAGGCCUGGAGGAACAAAGCAAGCUCUACAGCGUUAGUAGUCUAUGGCUUCAUCUGGACUCAGCAUUAUCAAUCUAGGAAAGGAUCUUUAGCAGCCUGUAGAGAACAUUACAUUAAUGGGAGCCUCUUGAUAUGGAGUGUGUUAUGUACAUUUAAACAUCAAAAGAUUUGGAUUCUGUGGAGGAAGUUUAUUCUCCAUUUCCGCAGGUAGGAAAGAAUUCUUUUCUUUUUUGAUUUUAACUCAGGUUGAAGUCUUUGUAACAACUGAUAUAUAAUUUUUUUUUGUAUACAUCACUCUGAAGUAUAUUAGUUGCCACUUAUUUUUUACAGAGUUGUUUGUUACUA